AUGCCGAGCACAUUUCGCCGCCAGAUCAAGAACACAGUAAACAACUACACUACUGUGGAACGCAAAGUAAGGGAGGCUACGUCCAAUGACCCCUGGGGCCCCUCAUCGUCCCUUAUGUCUGAAAUUGCGGACGCCACCUAUAAUGUCCAAAUCUUUGGUGAGAUCAUGGGCAUGAUCUGGAGACGCCUCAACGACCAUGGAAAGAACUGGAGGCACGUGUACAAGGCCCUAACCCUGCUGGAUUACCUGAUCAAAACGGGGUCGGAGCGAGUGGUGGUGCAGUGCAAGGAGAACAUCUUUGCCAUCCAGACGCUCAAAGACUUUCAAUACAUUGACAAGGACGGCAAGGACCAGGGCAUCAACGUGAGGGAGAAAAGCAAGCAGCUGGUGGUGCUGCUUAAGGACGAGGACCGGCUCAAGGCAGAGAGAUCUCAGGCACUGAAGACCAAAGAGCGAAUGGCCCAGGUGACCACAGGCAGCAGUAUGGGCUUUGGCCGCGGCUCAUCUCAGCCCAACCUGGCUACCUACAGCGAGGAGUACGGCCGCUCCGAGGGCUCGCCAGCAUCCUACCACGGCUCGACCUCCCCAACCCCAGGGUCGGAGCUGGAGCAGGCCAGACCCCAGACCAGUGGAGAGGAGCAGCUUCAGAUCCAGCUGGCUCUGGCCAUGAGCAGAGAGGCAGCUGAACAGGAAGAGCGCCUACGCAGGGGGGACGACUUGAGACUACAGAUGGCUUUGGAGGAGAGCAAGAAAGGCGGGGAACCGGGCUCUGCUAAACUGCCCAAGAAAAAGAAGGAGCCUCAUUCGACUCUGAUGGAUCUGAUGAAUGUCCCUGAGCCCGGUGCCAGUGCUGACCCCUGGGGCUCUGGGGCCAGUGCCGGGGCAGGGGCCGCGGCCGCUUCUGCUGACCCUUGGCAGCCCUAUGGCUCUGCCCCUAAGCCUGCUGCUCCAGUGGAUCCAUGGGGCACCGGCGAUUCUGUUCCCCCAGUGAAGAGCACCGAUCCCUGGGCUCCAAGCUCUGGCCCUGUCCCAUCCGACCCCUGGGGCUCUGCAGCAGCCCGCCCCAAGACUUCCAACACAGGAGGCUUUGACCUGUUCACUUCAUCCAAUGGUACGUCUAAAGAGGACUUCUCAGAGUUUGACAGUCUGCGCUCCUCCUCCUCUGUUCCCACUGGUAAUGGAGGCAUAGCGCCCUCUCAGGGCAGUCUGGUAAACAGUGGCAGCCUGGACAUCUUUGACCCUCUGCCCACAUCCACCUCUCUGAACCCCACCAGAAAGACCCCAGAGUCCUUCUUGGGGCCCAACGCAGCCUUGGUCAAUCUGGAUUCGCUUGUGUCCAAGCCAGUCCAGCCCGCUCCUGUGGUCAACCCUUUUCUGGCAUCAGCUGGUGCAGCUCCAUCCUCUGUCCCUGCAGCUAACCCCUUUCAGGUGACUCAACCGGCCCCUCCCACUCUGAACCAGAUGCGGGUGAGUCCCAUGCCAUCAGGCUUUGGCACCAUGGCUGAGCCCAUGACUCUAGCCGCUCUGCCCACACAGCCCAUGACUGUGGUCCCUCUCCCGGGCAUGACCCCCAUGGGCCGUGUGGUGCCGGGGAUGGGUAUGGGCCAGGUAGGAGGGCCCACCAAUGUGGGCAUGAGUGCAGGGAUCCCCGCCUCCAUGUCCAUGCCCCAGCCUCUGAUGAGUAUGCCUCCCCAGGCUGGCUCACAGUCUACCACCAACCCUUUUCUUUUGUGA
Knipowitschia caucasica is the source of this 1734-nucleotide messenger RNA. Lineage: Eukaryota; Metazoa; Chordata; Actinopteri; Gobiiformes; Gobiidae. The record is from the annotation of a GenBank genome assembly.